Messenger RNA from Megalops cyprinoides (Indo-Pacific tarpon), 4537 nucleotides. It is a transcript of the gene camkvb, whose product is annotated as CaM kinase-like vesicle-associated b. NCBI's taxonomy places the organism in Eukaryota, Metazoa, Chordata, Actinopteri, Elopiformes, Megalopidae. The coding region runs from base 442 to 1719 and encodes 425 amino acids. Gene Ontology annotation, molecular function: calmodulin binding; calcium/calmodulin-dependent protein kinase activity; ATP binding. Gene Ontology annotation, cellular component: intracellular anatomical structure. The record is from RefSeq and is a predicted model, not a curated record. Gene Ontology annotation, biological process: peptidyl-serine phosphorylation. The transcript has 11 exons.
GAAUGUAUCCGCGUGUCAUCAGCACACCAUCAGUCAUGGGCUGACAUACAUAAAUAUUUAUUAACUAAUGCGAUUGCAUCUGCCGGGGUUUAUUGCGUAGCCACACCCCUCGGCAGUUCGUCAGAUUAACUCGCUUUAACUCCCUCUUUCUCUGCCCCCCUUUCUCGCGCUCAAUUCUAGUUCCCCUCUCGCAGUGCGUAUUCCUGCUCCUCGAUCUCUCCACGGCGAAGUCUAGGCGUAAAGCGCACAACGGAUGCAACAAAAGCUGCCGGAUUUACCCCUGACGCUCAAGAAAGAAGAGCACAAGGUUCAAAAAGUAAGCAGAGCCCUCGAGUCAACUAAACGAUUGUCAGUAGUUUCUGUGAAGAAGACGGAGGAGGAAAAAAGCGAUAUUGGACUCUUCAUUUACAGCGGAAUUGAUUAUUCAAGGCAGGCGUGGCCAUGCCAUUCGGCUGUUUAACACUCGGGGAGAAGAAGGAUUACAACAGUCCCUCAGAGGUGACAGACAAAUAUGACCUGGGACAGAUCGUUAAAUCGGAGGAGUUCUGCGAGAUCUUCCGGGCCAAGGACAAGAAUACGCUAAAAAUGUACACCUGUAAGAAAUUCCUGAAAAAAGAUGGAAGGAAGGUCCGGAAAGCUGCCAAGAAUGAGAUCCUCAUUUUAAAAAUGGUGAAGCACCCUAACAUUCUUCAGCUGGUCGACGUGUACGAGACCAGGAAAGAGUACUUCCUCUUCCUGGAGCUUGCAACAGGCAGAGAGGUGUUUGACUGGAUCCUCGAUCAAGGCUAUUACUCAGAGCGGGAUACCAGCAAUGUCAUUCGCCAGGUGAUGGAAGCGGUGGCCUACUUGCACUCCCUGCAGAUCGUCCACAGAAACCUCAAGCUGGAGAACCUGGUGUACUACAACCGUCUGAAGCAGUCCAAAAUUGUGAUCAGUGAUUUUCACCUUGCCAAGCUGGAGAAUGGGCUCAUCAAAGAGCCCUGUGGGACUCCUGAAUACCUGGCCCCUGAGGUGGUUGGGAGGCAGAGAUACGGCAGACCGGUAGACUGCUGGGCACUGGGAGUCAUCAUGUACAUACUGUUGUCAGGGAACCCCCCAUUCUAUGAUGAAACCGACGACGAUGACUACGAGAACCACGACAAGAAUCUGUUCCGUAAGAUCCUGGCAGGAGACUACGAGUUCGACUCCCCAUAUUGGGAUGACAUUUCAGACUCAGCAAAGGGGCUUGUGUCCCGUCUAAUGGAAGUGGAUCAGGACCAGAGAAUAACUGCACAAGAGGCUAUCAACCAUGAAUGGAUAUCUGGGAAUGCAGCUUCAGACAAGAACAUCAAGGAUGGAGUCUGUGCACAGAUCGAGAAAAACUUCGCCAAAGCCAAGUGGAAGAAAGCGGUGCGGGUCACAACUAUCAUGAAGAGACUGAGAGCACCCGAACAGAGCAGCUCUGCAUCAGCCAGCCCCUCUGCUGGUCUGGCCGUGCCUGGGGCUCCGAAUGACACCCCUGCUGCUGCUGCAAGCGCCCCUGUGGCUACUGAGGCCCCCAGCGCUGAGCCAGAGAGCACAACAGCCAAUGAAGGGGCCAGCGAGGGCCCUGCCCCACCCCCCGACUCCACCCACACCAGCCCUGCCCCCGAGGACGAGAACCUCUCGACGCGGUGUAACGGGGAGACCCCAGCGCCCCACCAACCGGCCACAGGGCCCGGGGAUGAGCAGAACGGCUAAACGUACCACCCCACUACACCCUCUGACCCUCCCCACACCCCCACUCACCCUCAACCCCGCACACUGUAUAUUAGCUGCUGGCAUGGUGACACUGAAUCUGCUAAACCCUCACUCGCAGCAUUAGUACCAUCUCACAGAGCCUGUGUUCCAUCUUUCCUGAUCGACUACAAGGCCUGCGAGCCCUCAGUCUUGGGUGACUCAUUGGCCUGUCAAACUUACUUUCUUUUUUAUUGUCGUCUGUCUUGCAAACCCUCUCCUGGCCUCGCAGACACGUUCCCUUUUGACUACAGUGUAUCCCUGCCGAAGUCCUUUUCUCUUUGCAAGCAGGUCUAGUUAACGCCUUAAACUUCUCUCCUUGAGCUCUCCCUAAUGAUAACAUGGUGAGGGAAAAAAAAAUACACUAGACGCCAAACUUGAACCGCUUUUCUUUGCAUCAUUACCCGAGUUUGGUAACUUCUACCCAACCUCCCUCUUUCAUGACCUCUCAUGCCACUUUAUGACGUUAUGAACAGCUUGGCUUUACCUCUUGUAAUGUUAGAUUUGCAUGAUAGCGUUCUGCAAGUGAACGGUACCCACCUAUCUACAGUGCUCUCCCUUUAAAAAGAGAGGACCUUUCACUUCCAGAUUACUGUGGAUGGGCUCCCUCUUCCUUUCGUCAAUAUCCAUUCACUUUUCUUAAGGGUGUGGCCAUGUACUAGUCGCUGUAUGCAUUUUAUUUAUUAAUUUGUUCAUUUAUUUAUUUUGGUUAAUCUUCAGUGUGGUCUACGGGGCUGCAGACUGAGUGAGAGUGAUUGACACCUGUCACUCCUCAGUUCAGACUUGGCUCAGUAAAGAACCAUGUGGCUGGCUGAGUGUAAAUGUACAGGACUGUAAAUAGACAUCUAUGUAGAAAAGUAGCCAAAUGGCAUGCGUUCUCUACUUUCCUCUUGGCUCUACAUCAAUUCCAUGUACCUGGUGGAUAAAGAUGUGCUCUCACUUCCUGCCUUACAAAAGCAUUGUACUUUUUAUGCCUGCAACACAUUGACACAUUUUCACAUGCUCUGUCUCACAUUGUUGCUGACAUUUCCUUUUAACAUUCAUAUUGUCGUCGCUCCCUGUCUUUGGACACAUUUCCUGUUGCAGAUCAAAUACAUACGUGAUUUAAAUCUUGAUAAUGUAUCACUUAUGUAAUUUAAUACAUACAGUUGGAAAGUAUCCUUCUUUUUCUUAGCUGUCCCUUUUACUUGCACCUAUACUUCUGUCUGAUCUGUGAUGGGCGUGGCCCAGCCCCCUUAGUGCAGGUCUUUAUCCAUCAGAAGCCCUCGCCUCUUUCUUCACUGUAAAAAUAUGCCCCUGUUUAUUUCUUUCUCUUCUUUUCUCUGUCCACUCUAACAUGCCUGAGCUUUUGCUUCAUGAAAUCCUACACAUGGUUAAAUUAUUUUGGUUCUGUCUUUUGCACUCUCCCACUGCUGUCUGAAGCUAAAUGAAACUUCUUUGCAUACUGAUACUAAAAGCCAUGUUUUCCUGUCCUCCCCUCCAUUCAAAUGUAAAACUCCUGGUAAAAAAUAAUAGAAUUAAACUAAAGCUCCUAGUAUUGCGAACCAUCAACUAGACUGGGAUUGGAAUUCAGCUGGGCUGAUGAGAUACAAAAAUGAUGAUGUGACUUAUUUGUACUGUAUUUAUUUAUUUAUUUAUUCAGUUAUUAUUUGGUUAUGUAAUGGUCUUUUCCUCCCUCCCACCAAUGGUCCCAAUUUAGUGAAUGGUAGAAUGCUUGUCCUAGAGAUGGUACCAGAGUUCACUGUAAUUACUAUUCAUUGAGCAAUAUUGCAGUUGCUACAAAUACUGUGAUUCUCCUCUGCGUUUCUUGCUUCAUAAAGCACACAUAUUGUACAUGCCAGUGAGAGCUGAACUGGCAAUGCUGCCGUGGUCUCGAAGAACAGGGUGUUUCCUGUCCAGAUGUCACCCUUGUGAUGUCACCCUGCCACUGUUGAGCAGGAAGUGCCCAGAUCACAUAAAGUCACUUUUCAGACUUGCAUUGCAUUACGUUUCUGCAAACGUCCCUCGCCGUCCCACAAUGCAUUUCUGACAGCACCCAAACCAGCUGUGGGUGAGGCUGUUGAUCUUGAGAAAGAGCAAGACCACGGCUACAUUUCCAGUUUGCAGCCAUUUUAUGUGCUUUUUUUUUGUUUCAGUAACUCUGUUUUGAUAUUGCAGAUUCUCCACAGUGCUUUAUUUGGCCAUUCUUUUUUUCUCUGCAGUGUAUUCACAUCUGUGCAGCUGCAGGUUUCUAUGGAAGUCUGUCAUUUAGAUGCAUUGGAGUAAUUUUCUACAGAAGGGGAAAAUGAAAAUCUAUUUAAUCUGUUCUGUUCAUAGUCCAUUAUAUUGAUCAACAAUGUUGAUGAAGUCUUUUCUGCCCAGUCUGCUGUAUUCCUAUGUGUUUCUGAGACCUAUGAAUAUAUAAAUAGUUAAUUAUACCUACAUUACUGAGUUGUAGUAUUACCGAAUUUUAUUUUAAUGAACCCCUGCAGGUAUAGAUUUUUAUGUAAAAAGUUUAACAUUCAUUGAACUUUAUGUAAAAUGUACUGAGGCAUUAUUCAGAUGAUCUUACCAUAUUCAUACACCUAGUUAUGACCACAAUAAAAGACUGUGUUUUACUAUUCAAAGCAAUGCUUUUUUUCAGUGCGUGUCACUGUAUUCAGUAUGAAGUCUGUUCAUUUCCCCAUGUACUUACUGAUGUAUUUAUAAGUGUAUUUGUCACCGGGACCUGUAGGCUCCUAUAGGUCCUGUCUCUCAUGUGUAACCUCUGUAUUCUUUGACUGAGUUUAUGAAUUUGAUGGUA